AUGCGCCUUAGGCAUGAAAUCCUCGACGGUCGUAAAAGAGACGAUAAAUCCUGCCGUAAUCCCCAGCGCGAGGGGGAUUUACGGUCCUCUCAACGAGCCAUCAAUCAGUCGCCGGCAACAUUUUUCUUAACCCAAUCCAUGUCAUCAACUAUGCUUCAUAAAGUCAUCAAUCGAGAGCUAAAACAUUCAGAACACGAGUGCCAGACUCGUCACUCACGAGUGCCAGACUUGUCACUCAGGAGUGCCAGACUCGUCACUCAGGAGUGCCAGACUUAUCACUCAGGAGUGCCAGACUUGUCACUCACGAGUGCCAGACUCGUCACUCACCAGUGCCAGACUUGUCACUCAGGAGUGCCAGACUUGUCACUCAGGAGUGCCAGACUCGUCACUCAGGAGUGCCAGACUCGUCACUCAGGAGUGCCAGACUUGUCACUCAGGAGUGCCAGACUCGUCACUCAGGAGUGCCAGACUCGUUACUCAGGAGUGCCAGACUCGUCACUCACGAGUGCCAGACUCGUCACUCAGGAGUGUCAGACUCGUCACUCAGGAGUGCCAGACUUGUCACUCAGGAGUGCCAGACUCGUCACUCAGGAGUGCCAGACUCGUCACUCAGGAGUGCCAGACUUGUCCCUCAGGAGUGCCAGACUCGUCACUCAGGAGUGCCAGACUCGUCACUCAGGAGUGCCAGACUUGUCACUCAGGAGUGCCAGACUUGUCACUCAGGAGUGCCAGACUUGUCACUCACGAGUGCCAGACUCGUCACUCAGGAGUGCCAGACUCGUCACUCAGGAGUGCCAGACUUGUCACUCAGGAGUGCCAACUUGGGAGAAAAAUUCAAAUUCCCCCCGAGAGUUCCAGCCCCCGAGAGUUCCAGCCCCCAGAGUUCCAGCCCCCAGAGUUCCAGCCUCCAGAGUUCCAGCCUCCAGAGUUCCAGCCUCCAGAGUUCCAGCCCCCGAGAGUUCCAGCCCCGAGAGUUCCAGCCCCCGAGAGUUCCAGAACCCGAGAGUUCCAGCCCCCGAGAGUUCCAGUACCCCAGAGUUCCAGUACCCCAGAGUUCCAGCCCCCAGAGUUCCAGCCCCCCAGAGAUCCAGCCCCACCAUAGUUCCAGCCCCCCAGAGUUCCAGCCCCGAGAGUUCCAGCCCCGAGAGUUCCAGCCCCGAGAGUUCCAGCCCCGAGAGUUCCAGCCCCCGAGAGUUUCAGCCCCCGAGAGUUCCAGCCCCCGAGAGUUCCAGCCCCGAGAGUUCCAGCCUCCAGAGUUCCAGCCCCCGAGAGUUUCAGCCCCGAGAGUUCCAGCCCCCGAGAGUUCCAGCCCCGAGAGUUCCAGCCUCCAGAGUUCCAGCCCCCGAGAGUUUCAGCCCCGAGAGUUCCAGCCCCCGAGAGUUCCAGCCCCCGAGAGUUUCAGCCCCGAGAGUUCCAGCCCCCGAGUGUUUCAGCCCCGAGAGUUCUAGCCCCGAGAGUUCCAGCCUCCAGAGUUCCAGCCCCCGAGAGUUCCAGCCCCGAGAGUUCCAGCCCCGAGAGUUCCAGCCCCCGAGAGUUUCAGCCCCGAGAGUUCCAGCCCCGAGAGUUCCAGCCCCGAGAGUUCCAGCCCCGAGAGUUCCAGCCCCCGAGAGUUCCAGCCCCGAGAGUUCCAGCCCCGAGAGUUCCAGCCCCGAGAGUUCCAGCCCCCGAGAGUUCCAGCCCCCGAGAGUUCCAGCCCCCGAGAGUUCCAGCCCCCGAGAGUUCCAGCCCCCGAGAGUUCCAGCACCCGAGAGUUCCAGCCCGAGAGUUCCAGCCCGAGAGUUCCAGCCCCGAGAGUUCCAGCCCCCGCGAGUUCCAGCCCCGAGAGUUCCAGCCCCGAGAGUUCCAGCCCCCGAGAGUUCCAGCCCCGAGAGUUCCAGCCCCGAGAGUUCCAGCCCCCGAGAGUUCCAGCCCCCGAGAGUUCCAGCCCCCGAGAGUUCCAGCCCCCGAGAGUUCCAGCACCCGAGAGUUUCAGCCCCGAGAGUUCCAGCCCCCAGAGUUCCAGCCCCGAGAGUUCCAGCCCCGAGAGUUCCAGCCCCGAGAGUUCCAGCCCCGAGAGUUCCAGCCCCCGAGAGUUCCAGCCCCCGAGAGUUCCAGCCCGAGAGUUCCAGCCCCCGAGAGUUCCAGCCCCCGAGAGUUCCAGCCCCGAGAGUUCCAGCCCCGAGAGUUCCAGCCCCGAGAGUUUCAGCCCCGAGAGUUCCAGCCCCCGAGAGUUCUAGCCCCCGAGAGUUCCAGCCCCGAGAGUUCCAGCCCCCGAGAGUUCCAGCCCCCGAGAGUUCCAGCCCCCGAGAGUUCCAGCCCCGAGAGUUCCAGCCCCGAGAGUUCCAGCCCCCGAGAGUUCCAGCCCCCGAGAGUUCCAGCCCCCGAGAGUUCCAGCCCCCGAGAGUUCCAGCCCCGAGAGUUCCAGCCCCCGAGAGUUCCAGCCCACCUUAA
Procambarus clarkii (red swamp crayfish) is the source of this 2430-nucleotide messenger RNA. NCBI's taxonomy places the organism in Eukaryota, Metazoa, Arthropoda, Malacostraca, Decapoda, Cambaridae. The record is from RefSeq and is a predicted model, not a curated record.